GUAUCAAAAAAUAAAAGGGGAUUCAGAUCACCUAUAAAUAGUUCCCAGCUUCACCAUUCUUCCAUCUUUCUCUGCAAUUCCUCUAUUUUCUUUUCUACCAAACAAAACCCUGCUUGUCAUAUAUGGCUUCUACUUCAUCUUUAGCCUUCUCCUCUAAAACUACCUACGAUGUUUUCCUUAGUUUUAGAGGUAUUGAUACUCGUCCAACUUUUACUAGUCAUCUUUAUUCUGCUUUAUGUCGGAAAAGUAUCCCAACUUUCAUAGACGAUGAUCUUGAGAGAGGAGAAGGGAUCUCGCCAACGCUUUUGAAGGCGAUUGAAGAAUCCAUGAUUUCAGUAGUAAUUUUCUCAGAAAAUUAUGCAUCCUCUCGGUGGUGCCUAGAUGAACUGGUGAAGAUCGUUGACUGCCAGAAAGAAAUAGGGCGAAAGAUUUUACCCAUUUUCUAUCAUGUAGAUCCUUCUGAUGUUAGAAAACAGACUGGGAAAUUUGGAGAAGCAUUUGGAAAAGUUAAAGAAAAAUUUAAGCAAAGCUUAGACAUUGUGGAGAAGUGGAGCACUGCUUUGACGGAAGUAGCCAAUCUGUCUGGAUGGGAUUCCAGCAUCUACAGGCAUGAAUCGGAAUUAAUUGACAAAGUUGUCAAACAUAUCAUGAAGAAACUAUAUCCCGUCUCCUUUAGUGCUUGUGAUGAUUUAGUUGGGAUUGAUGCACACCUCAACGAAAUUCUGUCAUUCCUAUGUAUUGAGAUGGCAGAUGUUCGUUUUAUUGGAAUUUGGGGAAUAGGCGGCAUAGGAAAGACAACCAUUGCUGAAGCGCUUUUCGGUCAAAUCUCUGAUGAAUUUGAUGCUUGUUACUUUCUGAACAACGUUAGGGAAAGUACAGAAAAGCAUGGAUUACUGCAUUUACGACAAAAUCUUUUUUCCAAACUUGUAGGGGAUGAACAUUUGAGCAUACAAACGCCCCAUGUACUUCCCACUAUUGUUUUGGAUACAUUGAGAAGAAAGAAGAUUUUCAUUGUUCUUGAUGAUGUCAACGAUUCAAAGCAAUUAAAGGCUUUGGCUGGAGAUCAUGGUUGGUUUGGUUCAGGAAGUAGAGUCAUAAUAACAAGCAGAGACAAACAAGUUCUUAGCAGUGUUGACAAAAUCUAUGAGGUUAAGGGAUUGGAUUGUAGUGAUGCUUUUCAGUUGUUAAGUAUGAAAGCCUUCAAACAAAAGGAUCCUCCGAUGGAAUAUAUAGAGUUGUCCAAAAGCGUGCAAGCUUAUUGUAAAGGUGUUCCAUUAGCUCUCGAAGUUUUGGGUUCCCAUUUGUGCAAUAAGACUCCUGAAGAAUGGGAAAGUGAAUUGAAUAAAUUGAAGAGAUUUCCUGACUGCAAUAUUAUGAAAGUCUUAGAAAUAAGUUAUAAUGAUUUAGAUGAAAUGGAAAAGAAAAUAUUUUUAUAUAUUGCUUGUUUCUUCAACGGAGAUUGCAAAAGCUGGGUAGAAGAUAUACUAAAUGGUUGUGAUUUUCCUACACGUUGGGGAAUAAUUCGUCUUGUGGAUAAGUGUCUCGUAACUGUUGUGAAUAACAUGUUAAAGAUGCACGAUUUGAUAGUGGAGAUGGGUCAAGACAUUGCUCGGCGGAAGGGUAUCAUAUUAUGCAAUUCUAAUGACAUUUGUCGUAUGUUGGCCACAACUAAUAUUAAGGCAAAGAAAGUUGAAGGCCUAUCUUUGGACAUGUCUGAAAUUGAAAGGGUAUAUUUGAAUAGUGCUGUCUUCUCACGAAUACCCAACUUGAGAUUGCUCAAAUUUUACUGGACUCCCUGGUUAAAGAAGGAAGGUACUGGCUUGAUAGUUGAAUCAAAUUAUCUAGAAAGUCUUCCUAACACGUUGAGUUUAUUUCAUUGGGAAGAAUACCCUUUCAAGUCUUUGCCAUUAAAUUUUUCCAUGGAAAACCUUGUCCACCUCAACGUGCGAAAUAGCAAAGUUGAAAAGCUCUGGAAUGGAGUUAAGUGUUUGCCAAAUUUAAAAUCUCUUGAUCUUACUUGCUCAAAGCAUCUGAAAAUAGUCCCUGAUUUUUCUAUGAUGACAAACCUGGAAAAGAUAAUUUUUGAUGGUUGUGAGAGUUUGAUUGAGAUUCCAUCAUCCAUUCAGUGCUUGAAAAGACUCGAUUCUCUUGAUCUAACUUAUUGCAAAAAGUUGAGAAGUCUUCCACAAAUGCCGAGAGGCAUAAAAUAUUUAGAACUCGCUAAUUCUGGAGUGGAAGAGUGGUCUCCGUCAUCUAUCCAAUUUCUUGACAAUCUUUUGGUCUUAGAUAUCGCCCAUUGCAAAAAUCUUAGAAGUCUUCCAAGAAUUAUAUAUUGCAAUACUUUUAUAAGACUUGAUAUCAGUUUCUGCCCAAAUCUCAUCAUGUCUCCGCAGAUUAUGGAAAGUUCAGAAGUAUUGCCCUCAUCAAAAAAUGGUAUUGUUGAAUUAGAUUUGAGAGGAUGUAAAAUGCUCAACAGUCUCCCAAAUAGCACUUGUGAAUUGAAACACCUUGAGAUUCUGCAUCUUCAUGGCUGUUCAUAUCUUGAGAAAUUGCCUCCUUUAUAUGGUUUAUGCUCCUUAAAGAAGCUAUUUCUAGAUGGCACUGCACUUGUAGAAAUUCCCCCUGACAUUGUUUCUUUGUCAUCAUUAGAAUUACUGUCUCUAAGUGAUACUCCAAUGGAAGAAUUGCCGUCAUCAAUUGGAUGUCUGUCUUCACUUGUUAGUUUGAAUUUGAAGAGAUGUAAAAAGCUUAAGAAUCUCCCAAACAGCAUUUGUGAAUUGAAAUGUCUUGAGACUCUAUAUCUCAGUGGCUGCUCAAAUCUAGAGAAAUUGCCUCCUUUAUAUGGUUUAUUCUCUUUACGAGAUCUAUAUCUAGAUGGCACUGCACUCGUAGAAAUUCCCCCUGACAUUUUCUCUUUAUCAUCAUUGGGAGUAUUGUUUCUAAAUGAUACUCCAAUAGAAGAAUUGCCGUCAUCAAUUGGUUUUGGCUCUUCACAUACUAAGUUGUAUUUGAUGAGAUGUGAAAGGCUAAAGAGUCUACCAAAUAGCAUUUUUGAAUUGAAAGGCCUUCAGAGGUUAGAUCUCAGUGGCUGUUCAAAUCUUGAGAAAUUGCCUCCUUUAUAUGGCUUAUGCUCUUUACAAAAGCUAUUUCUAAAUGGCACUGCACUGUUAGAAAUUCCCCCUGACACUGCCUCUUUGUCAUCAUUAAGACGACUGAGUUUACAAAACUGCAACAGACUCCAAAAGUCAGUAUCAAUUUCAUAUAUUGCACCAAUAAAAUAUCGUGAAGGAUGCAGGGACUAUGGUUAUGGUUUGAAUUUUUGUAAUAGCUUAAAUUUGGACCAAAAUGCACGUGGCACAAUUAUGGCAGAUGCUAUCCGGAGAAUUAAAGAAUUAGCCAUUGCUAGAAGUUAUGGAACAUUUUAUCCUCAUUUUUUUGUUGGUUUACCUGGAAGCAAAAUUCCUGAUUGGUUGAGCUGUGAAGGCCCAGGAAAUUCAAUAGCAACUUCAUUCCCUCCUGGUUGCUUCAAUAAUAUUUUCCUGGGUUUUGUUUUUUGUGCUAUUAUAGAAUUCAAGGCUCCUGUUUUUCAUGAGGAUGGACCCUUAAGAUGUCGAACCAGUUUCAAAAACAAUAAUGGCUACAAAGAGGCCAAUUUUACAAGUGAAUAUUUCUGUUUGGAAAAUACCAUAGAAUCAGAUCAUUUGUUCUUUUGGUACGAUGGUCAUGACAUUUCUUGUUUAGAUUGGCUCAAACAAAAUUGUGACAUGGAGAACAAGGCAUCAUUCCACCUCUACCCUGAGAAUAUGUACUCCAACUAUAUGACAAAGUGGGAAGUGAAAAGGUUUGGGUUCCACUUGUUAUAUGACAAGGUUGAGCUAAACAAAUGCAGUCCUUACAAAUGCAGAGAAGCCAAAUUUCUGGAGCAAUUCAAAGAAACAACAAAUGCCAACAAUAAGAGAAGCAGGAAAGACUUCUACUCCAGUAAUAUCAAUGGCAACCAGGAGGUGGAAACACACAGUAAAAGAUUGAGGCAAAAGUCCUCUAUGGAAGAUUACUUUUCAAAUGCUCAGGAUGGGAUUAACUACGACGCUACUAUGGUUCCUUCAAGUUCUUCAUGUGAAUUUGCUCCCAAAUUCUACAAAUUUCUUUGAAAUCCGUCCCUACUAAUUGUGGAUAACUAGGGUUUGCGGCUAUAUUUCCCUCAAGCUGCAUCGACGUCUUCCAAAUCUGGGCAUCAACUAUCUGAUCUGUCGAGUCUCAUUUGUUUUGGGCAUCAACUUUCUGAUCUGGCGAGUCUCACGAGCCCAUCUGUCGCGACUUCAGUGGCGUCUUCCAGACUCACUCUACGCCAACCUCGGCCUUCUCCAUCUCGCCACUUUCAUUUCUCUUCUCCACUCAAUGAUUCAGAAGCUCUACGGUUUUUGUAGCCUCCAAUUUCUUCCUCUCUUGCACAAACUAAAUUAGCGACUAUAAGUUUUCCAUUUCAGUUUAUGUUUUCAGGAGAAGAAUUGUAUUGCUGAUUCUUCAGCAAAUUGAAACUUGUGGCAUUGAAAUUAAGGCCUUUAUGUGAAAUUGCAUUCUGUAGCUCAUGACGUUCAAUUCUGGUCUGAUCUUCCAAAUGAGAUAUGGGGUUUCCUCACAACAGAUGCAGUGGUAGUGACUCUGUGUUAACUCAGGAACGAAGUGCUUUGGAAUUCUAAUCAGAUUACAAGCUCUGCUUCCUCCUUCUUGAGUCAGUGGUUAGCUACCAAAGUUAGUGACCAUCCAUCCCAUUUAGACUACCCUUCGAUAGUUUCUAUGGCUGAUUUGUUGAAACGGCACAAGCCUGCUUUGGGAUUCUUGAAAUACAAUACAGAUGCUUCUCCCCGUCCGGAUCAUAGCAAAAUUGAGCGGGUUGGGUUCUUUGUGAUUAGAGAGGACAGCUGAUGAAGGCUUGCUAAAUUAAGCUUCUUGGUCCACCUGAUCGGAAAAUCGCUGAAGCUCUCUCUCUCCAAGAAGCUCUUAGAUUGAUUGAUGAAGGGGGCAUGCAUAUCACCUUAUUUAUUAACUUAUUCAACCUUGAUUGAAUGCUGAUGUUGUUCCUUAUACUGCACUUAUAGAUGCCCUGUGCAAGAAUGGAUUAGUGAAAUCUGCUGUGACUUUAUUUGAUGAGAUAACUAAGUAGGGAAUCAAGCCUAAUGUUGUCACUUAUAAGGCAACUCAAGAAAAUUACAGUGGCAAGCUGGAAAUUUUGUCCAUCUUAAAUACUUGCAGUUGCGUAAAAGGAAUGAUGCAUGUGGCUCGUGGUCAAUGCUCAAUCAAGAAAUAUAAACAGUCAAUGCAUAGUUCAUGUUUCUAAGAUUUGAUGAUCCUCUUGUGGCGUUUCCUUUGCUCUCUGUACACUUAUGCCUUGACCGUAAACCAUUAGCAUUAGAAACAAAUCAAGCAGUUCACUAUGCUAGUAUUUCUUGUCAACAAUGACUAGCAGAAUUGCAAAUAUCCUUUUAGUGGAUCUCUUGUAAAGUUUCUUGUAGCACAUAUUUAUGGGCAAAAGCAGGUCAAGAAUUGAGAUUAUCAGAUUUUUGAAGUGCUAAUAUAUUGCUUGCCUGUCA
This is a messenger RNA of Hevea brasiliensis (rubber tree), 5591 nucleotides long. Its product is annotated as disease resistance protein RPV1. The record is from RefSeq and is a predicted model, not a curated record. Lineage: Eukaryota; Viridiplantae; Streptophyta; Magnoliopsida; Malpighiales; Euphorbiaceae. The coding region runs from base 123 to 4151 and encodes 1342 amino acids. Gene Ontology annotation, molecular function: ADP binding. Gene Ontology annotation, biological process: signal transduction; defense response. The transcript has 8 exons.